GAUUUUUCUAAUUCCAAAGGGUUCGGUUAAUGCACUGUGAAACUCAAGGGUUUGGCACUUUUGGCAAGGUUAUGAACCACUGCCCUAAAGUCAUUCAGACGUCACAGAGAGCACUUGUUCCCUCUUUCUUCAUUUCAAGUUGAACAGCUCGUGUAUUUUGUACACAAACACACGCAGUGCGGUGUAUGAACUUCCUGCCAAUCGCUCAGGAAGUGAGCGUCACAAUUUCCGUGCACAUUCAGCACUGCCGAGUUAGCGUGGAACCUUCAGAAAGCCACGAUGGAGGCUUCAAGGGAAAGUCCUGGGGGAAUCAUCGUCAACAUGAAGAAAACGCAACUGGGUUUCGAUGCGCCCGCGUGCCAGCCCGAAAGCGCCACGGCCAAGUUCGCGGACACGCUGGCCAGGGAUAUCGUCAGCUGUCUCUGGUAUGGCCGGAACGGUCUGGACCCGGUGGGGGAGCUUGCCAGCCGGCUGGCCCAAAGCAUCAUCGCCGACUCUCUCGAGGAAGCGCAAAUGUACUGUGACCCUGGACAGUCUUAAGAAGCGUCAUGUUUUUUCAAUUUUUUUGCAGUAGCCCUCAAUGUCCACGAGAUGGCAGCACAUGAGAACAUUUAACAAGGUCUUGAAGCUUGUUGAGACCAAGGAAAAGCAAGAAAAAAAGAAAAUGUGUUCAGUCAUCCUUACACAAUUUGCAAUUGUUACCCAAUGACGAAAAUAAAGCAGCGAGUGCUCGACAAGGUUGAAGACUUACCCAUGUGAUUUCAUCCCGAUUCUGGCAAUCAACAUGUUGUCUGUGUCCUGAAAAGAAGCCAACCGUCACGUCCGCCAAUGGCAGGUGCUGCGGUCUGGUCGAGCGCGUCUGCGGUCCGCCGUGCGACCUUGCAGACUCCAAACACGCUUCCCUCACCGCCGAUGACCCAAAACAUGGGUACGGUCUGCAGUAUGUUUCUCACAACAGGUGAGAGUAGUUGGUCCCCCCACAAAAAUGGCCGAUUGAACGGCUGCUCUGAGUAAAAGGACUUCAAAAUGUUGAUUUCUCUGAAGUGCUUUCAACAACAAAUAGAUUAGUUUCAAACUAGAACCAGGCGUUAAUUUGUGCCGCAUCCUGCCGGAACAGGAUCCGGCACCUCUUGAUUUGGGCCUCCCUGUAUUCCGGGACUUAUUUGGGCAGAUCCGGCAUAUAAACAAAUAGAAACUUGGGAAAUUUGCGUCAUCUGGGGAGAAAGCAGCCAGGAUCAAACGGUAUUUCAACAUGCCUAAAAGACAGUUGGAUGUACUGUUUUUUUUCAAAAAGAAGGAAGAUGGUUCAAAACGAGUCAGAAAAGCAACAACCGGCGAUGAGGGCAGUUGCAGCGAUCAUGCUAAUGGGCAGGACCGGGUGCAGCAGGUUCAAGGCCAGCCAGCCAAGCCGGGGCAGGAGGCUGCUACCAAGGCAGCAGCUGGUCAGAUUCAGCGCCACCUGGAGUGGGGGCCAGCUAAAGCGCCAGCAGUCAGCCAGGUGGACCACCAACACCUGGAGAAAAAAGGCAGUACCCUGGCAUCAGCUAGCCUGGUAGAGCAGCCGGAGUAAAAGGCGGGAACCGCAACAUCGGUUCGCUUUCAGAGAGCUUCCUCAAACCCACCUGUUAUUAUAAUAAAUAAUAAUAAUGGGAGAUGUGUGUUAUAAUUAGGGUUGUUCCGAUCAUGUUUUUUUGCUCCCGAUCCGAUCCCGAUCGUUUUAGUUUGAGUAUCUGCCGAUCCCGAUAUUUCCCGAUCCGAUUUAUUUUUUUUGCUCCCGUUUCAAUUCCAAUCAUUCCCGAUAAUUUUUCCCGAUCAUAUACAUUUUGGCAAUGCAUUAAGAAAAAAAUGAAUAAAACUCGGACGAAUAUAUACAUUCAACAUACAGUACAUAAGUACUGUAUUUGUUUAUUAUGACAAUAAAUCCUCAAGAUGGCAUUUACAUUAUUAACAUUCUUUCUGUGAGAGGGAUCCACGGAUAGAAAGACUUGUGACUUUGUAUAUUGUGACUAAAUAUUGCCAUCUAGUGUAUUUGUUGUAAAUGAUACUGUAGCCAUGCCCAAAUGCAUGAUGGGAAGUGGAACCAUGACUGUGCGUAGUGCUACCAAUUGAUAUAUCUGCUCUGCGUUGGGAAAUAACAUAAGGUGUUACGAAAAAGAUCAGUUGCUACCUUGCUUCCCCACAUUGCUUCCCAUGAUAUUCCUAAUCAUAGGGAGAGAGAUUGUAAGGCUUUAGCCAAUUAAAAAGAGGCUCCAAAGGCUGCCAAAAUUCACUCUACUCAUUUUACGUUGCCUUUAAUCUCUCUAUAUAGGUAUAACGGCGCCAUUACAGAUUGAGCGCGACAAUGUGUGAGUGGGUCGUGCAGCGCAUGCAUUAAUUGCGUUAAAUAUUUUAACUAGGGCUGUCAAAAUCAUCGCGUUAACGGGCGUUAAUUUUUUUAAUUAAUCACGUUAAAAUAUUUGACGCAAUUAACGCAGAUGCCCCGCUCAGAGAGAUUUAAAUGACAGUACACAGUGAAACGCUCACUUGUUGUGUUUUAUGGAGUUUUGCCGCCCUCUACUGGUGCUUGGGUGCGACAUUUUAUAGGCUUCAGCAUCCAUGAGCAUUAGUGUAAGUAAUUAUUGACAUCAACAAUGGCGGGCUACUAGUUUAUUUUUUGAUUGAAAAUUUUACAAAUUUUAUUAAAACGAAAACAUUAAGAGGGGUUUUAAUAUAAAAUUUCUAUAACUUGUACUAACAUUUUUCUUUUAAGAACUACAAGUCUUUCUAUCCAUGGAUCGCUUUAAGAGAAUGUUAAUAAUGUUAAUGCCAUCUUGUUGAUUUAUUGUUAUAAUAAACAAAUAGUCCAAAAUGUACCGUAUGUUGAAUGUAUAUAUCCGUCUUGUCUUAUCUUUCCAUUCCAACAAUAAUUUACAGAAAAAUAUGGCAUAUUUUAUAGAUGGUUUGAAUUGCGAUUAAUUACGAUUAAUUAAUUUUUAAGCUGUAAUUAACUCGAUUAAAAAUUUUAAUCGUUUGACAGCCCUAAUUUUAACGUGAUACAUUUUUUAAAAAAUUAAUUACCGCCGUUAUCGGGACAAAUUUGAUAACCCUACCUCAAGCCUAAACUAAAGACUCUGGAUGAGUGUAACAUAUUAUGUUUGUAACGUUAAAUACAAUUAGUAAACGAUUUAAUAAAACAAAAAACUGAAAAAGGCAUGGUCGAUAUUUUUUUGCCGAUUCCGAUACUUUGAAAAUGACGUGAUGCCGAUCGAUCGGGACAUCUCUAGAAAUAACACGAGUGCCUUGAAAUCCACAGGUACAGCACAUCCUCCUUGUUUUGUUUUCUUUGGAAGCUGCAGCGCCCUCGUGUGGCCUCCCUGUCCCGCUGCAUCUUUUUAGUCUUCCAAAAGAAACAAAAAGUGAUGCAAGAAACCUAAAUGCAAGCAACUGGUCUUUCUCGCCGCCUCACAUUUUGUCUCUCGUUGCAGAGACUCUGAACUUUUUUUUCCAGCGUUUGACAGUGAAAGCAAGUUUCCAAGUUGUGGGUCGAUUGCACGCCUUCCUCUGCCUGCUGCUCCUCCCUUGUCCCCCCCUCCCGGGUGACAAAGAGGUUAAGCCAACCCCUCUGCAGCUUCUCGCCGUUUUGGUCUCACAGGCAACUCCAUUCGUCCACUCGUUCGCUGGCUCCGGCAGGCAUGGCCCAGUCCCUGCUGUAGGGUAUAGUCCUCUUGCAUGGAGAUCUAAGCAAAGUUGGUGCCUGUCCCCGGGGUUCCAUGCGCGGGCGGCGCCAUGGCCAGCCCCAGCGAGCAGCAGCAACAGCAGGAUUAUUUCAGAUCUGUGAGCAGCGAGUCCACCACCUAUAUGAUGGUUCCAGCCUCGGGGCGAAGCCCCGCGGGGCGCCCGGAAGCUCCUUCCAAGAUGUGGGUGGCCCUAGUGGUGGUAGUGGUAGUCGUGCUGCAAGUGGCUUCCACCACCGGGCUCUUUGUCUACCUGAACAUGUCCAUCUCGCAGGUGCGCAGUCAGGGGGUGACGGAGGAGCUCAAAUGUCUGAGUUUGCUCAACGCUCUGGACCAGGACAUUCCGGAGCAGCUGGCCCAGCUGCUGGGAGAACCUUGCAUCAAGCUAGCCGAGGGCAUCAAAGCCUACAUCUCUAAGGUGACUGAGAACAUCAUCUCCAAACAAACCUUUAUGGUGGCCAGAACCAUGCCUCGGUCUUUCAACAAUACAGGCUCCAAGUUCCUGAGCUCGGUGGCGCAAAGGCCCUCGGCCCACUUGACCCUGCGGGACACCAGUUCGCAAGCAGGCUACCCUCAGCUGCACCAGUCGUGCCGUCACGUGGUGCGUUCGUGGGCCAACAGGAGCUUGGGUGCGCACCUGCACAACAUGACCUUAAGCAACGGCAGGCUGCGGGUUCCUCAAGAUGGCCGCUACUACCUGUACUCGCAGGUAUACUUCCGUUACCCGUCGCCCGCCACCGGCGAAGCGGACCAGCGCAGCGUCAGCCACCAGCUUGUGCAGUGCGUCUACAAGAAAACGUCAUACCCGAGCCCUAUACAGCUUCUGAAGGGUGUGGGCACCAAAUGCUGGGCACCUGACGCAGAGUACGCCCUCCACUCUGUCUACCAAGGGGGACUCUUUGAGCUGCGGGCCGGCGACGAACUCUUCGUCUCCGUAUCGUCGCCGACGAUGCUCAACGCCGACGAUACCUCCAGCUACUUCGGUGCUUUCAGACUGGACCUCUAAGCCCACGGAACUGUACUCUAACCGGAGGUCGAGGAAGGAAUCGCCAUACCACUCCAAAAGCGGGGGAAAGGCGGGACAAAGUCCCAAAAAUCUUCUUUGAGCCAAAGAAAACCACUAGGGGAGGGGGGGACAAAAGACACCAGGCUGCUGACAGACAUGUUUUGAUCCUCCGGGAAGGAUUUUUUUUGUUUUUUUGCUGCUUGUCUUGCGAGGGAAACCUUAGAUUUGGACUCCAGACCGAAGAAUGUACAGACAAUAAAACGUUGAAGGAAUGCGGAGCAGAAAUCACCCGUGCCAGGACGAUUGUGUACAUACGAAUCAGUGAAGGGCGCUGAUUGGAAAAAUCACCCAUGUGUACUUUUACGCUUUAAAGCCACUUUGCGGUUCUCACGGAGAGCUUUCUAAGGGAGGACAGCGUGGAGGAGGAGGACGGCAGAGCAGACUGAGCCAGAUGACGAAGGGAAAGAAAAAAAAAAACUAGGUCGUGGCUCGCGAGCAGCCCGACCAGUUUCGCCUCGUUUUUCUCUUUCACGUGUAAAUAAUACAAGAACAAAAACAAUCUGGUCUUUCCCGCGUAACCUGCACAGCCGCCGCCAAAUGGAAUAUUUGCACAAGUUGCGCACCAGUUUACAUUUUAUACACAAAUCAAAUCUGUGGACAAUGUGCAGUACUCAAUAAAGCAAAACAUGUUUUCAAAAGAAGCCGCGUGGAGCUUUUACGGAUGAGAACGCCACGAGUUGAUUCUGCGCAAAAAAAAAAACAACCUGCGCUGUCGCAUUUGAAGUGGACGUUUAAAUGUACCAUUAGGUAAACACAUGCAAACACUUUAGCUUCGAGCAAAACCAUCUGCUGCGCAGCCAAACUGUUUGUCCAGCAAAUUAUAGGAAAGCGAAGCGAGGACGAGGACGUUGGCAGUCGCAACGCCUCCGACGCAUGCGCGUGCACUGAUUUGGCCACGCCAUUUGACCAGAAAUUUGAGCAAACGCAGGAGGGCCAAGACCACGGCUUGACAAGUUGUUCAAUAUUUGGGAAACCCAAAAUCGGAUUAUUAACUCAAUUGACCGUCUAAUCCAUUUGAAGUUGGCCUCCCAGUUCAAAUGGAUUAGACAUCUACUAGUGAUACUCAUUUAAAGAAUUUUAAAUUUGACUAGAAAUUGGAGAAAUUACGAUGGGGCUUUGCUGUGAGGAGAUACGGAUCUAAUAUCAGGUCAAUUCCUGUUGAUUUGGGGACAUUUGGGAGACAUGUCCUAUUGAUAUCAGGUCAGUUCUUGUUGAUUUGGGGACAUUUGGGGGACAUGUCCCAUGAAUAUCAGGUCACUUGUUGAUUUUGGGGACUUUUUGGGGACAUGUCCCAUGGAUAUCAGGUCACUUCCUUUUGAUUUGCGGACAUGUCCAAUUGACAUCAGGUCAGUUCCUGUCGAUUUGAGGACAUGUCCUAUGGAUAUCAGGUCACUUGUUGAUUUGGGGACAUGUCCUAUUGACAUCAGGUCACUUCCUGUUGAUUUGAGGACAUUUUGGGGACAUGUCCAAUUGACAUCAGGUUAACCUGUGGAUUUGAGGACAUGUCCUAUGGAUAUCAGGUCACUUGUUGAUUUGAGGACAUGUCCUAUUGAUAUCAGGUCACUUUCUGUUGAUUUGAGGACAUUUUGGGGACAUGUCCAAUUGAUAUCAGGUCAAUUCCUGUUGAUUUGGGGACUUGUCCAAUUGAUAUCAGGUCAUUUCCUGUUGAUUUGGGGACAUUUUGGGGACAUGUCGCAAGGGUAUGAGGUCACGUGUUGAUUUUGGGGACAUGUUUUAUUGAUAUCAGGUCACUUCCUUUUGAUUUGGGGACAUUUGGGGGACAUGUCCUAUUGACAUCAGGUCAGUUCCUGUCGAUUUGAGGACACGUCCUAUGGAUAUCAGGUCACUUGUUGAUUUGGGGACAUGUCCUGUUGAUAUCAGGUCACUUCCUGUUGAUUUGAGGACAUUUUGGGGACAUGUGCAGUUGAUAUCCGGUCAAUUCCUGUUGAUUUGGGGACAUGUACAAUUCAUAUCAGGUCAAUUCCUGUUGAUUUGGGGACAUUUGGGGGACACGUCCUAUUGAUAUCAGGUCAUUUCCUGUUGAUUUGGGGACAUUUUGGGGACAUGUCCCAUGGAUAUCAGGUCACUUGUUGAUUUUGGGGACAUUUUGGGGACAUGUCCCAUGGAUAUCAGGUCACUUGUUGAUUUUGGGGACAUGUUUUAUUGAUAUCGGGUCACUUCCUUUUGAUUUGGGGACAUGUCCUAUUGACAUCAGGUCAGUUCCUGUCGAUUUGAGGACACGUCCUAUGGAUAUCAGGUCACUUGUUGAUUUGGGGACAUGUGCAGUUGAUAUCCAGUCAAUUCCUGUUGAUUUGGGGACAUGUCCAAUAUAUAUCAGGUCAAUUCCUGUUGAUUUGGGAACAUGUCCAACUGAUAUAAGGUCAUUUUCUUUUGAUUUGGGGACACAGGUUUUUGGCCAUUGAUAAUGAAUGGGAAAUUUGGACGUACAUGGCUGUCAAUGGAAUGGACGUCCAUGACUGUCAAUGGCAUCGACUUACCGGUAUUUGGGCGCCAGUUGAAUGUCAAUGGGCUGUCAUGUUAAAUGGUCAAAAAUCAGAAGGACCUAUGUUUUACUUACAUUGAAAAUUAAUGGGAAAUUUGGACAUACAUGGCUGUCAAUGGUAUCCCAUUAGAAAUGAAUGGGUCAGUUUUUAGCAAAUUCUGUACACAACUUUUAUUCCUCUUACAGUCCUGGAAUUUUCGAUGUGUAAAUUAUGUCAUUUGAUCGAAAAUUGGAGGACAAGUAGCGUUUUGAAAUGUUAUUUUUUCCAAAAACCCGAGUUUACAGGCGAACGAAAAAUUUUGGGAGGUCGUUCAAAAAUUCCCCACAUCUCGCAAACGGUUUGUGUUGUGUGGUGCGUCGUAGAAACGCCAUAUAUGGACCUUGUCUUACAAAGCCCCAUCAAAAAUAUGGCGUCGCUCCGACUGCGUGUUUGAAAACAGACGGUCCGACAUCAUCGAUUAGACUGAAAACCGCUGGAGCAGUUUGCUCCAAAUGUGUUUCCCAUUUUUUGCCAGAUCUUCUGCUGGCUUCCUUUGUUCAUGUUUGCAAGAGGAUUUUCGAUUUGGUCCAACACUCACGCGAGGGUUUUUCUUUCAACAACUUCUUGACAAAUGUCGGAUGAUGGGUUCAUUUGAAAACCUCUUCCGCUAUUAACUCCUGGACUGGCAUUAAAUAAAUUGGAUGUGAUGAAAAUAACACAGUCAUAGACUCCACCAUCAGUUGACAAGGGGGGCUGACACAGGCAAAAUGUUGAGUUGCGUUCUAACGCCGGAUUUAGGUGGAAAUAAGACGAAGGUGUUUGACUGCAUACAAGCAGGCAGGAGUGUCUCGAGUGAUUUGGUCGAGGAUUCAAGGUAAAUAUUAUAUUUUUUUGCAACGUGCAUGCACUUUGAAACAUCGUGAAAAAAAAAAAGGAUAUAAUUAGUGUAACUUUGGCUUGAAAUAUUUACGUAAAAUGAACAAUAACUGCCUGUUUUUUGCUUUUAACCAAAAAUCUAGACUGUUUUGCGUUUAUGUCUAUAGAAAUUCAGUGAUUUAAGCAUUUAUCAACAAUUAUUUUCAACAUGUUGGAUUACACAAUACCUUAACUUUGUCUUGAAAUAUUUCUGUUAAAUGAACGAUAACUGCCGUUUUUAUGCUUUUAACCAAGAAUCUAGACUGUUCUACAUUCAUACUCAUAGAAAUUCCGCGAUUUAAGCAUUUAUUUACAAGAAUUUUCAACUUAAAAAGCUCUUUGUGAAUGCUCCCAUGUUGGAUUUUGGUGGUUUUAGUGAACGCAGACACUUUUUUCAUCUGUGUGAUUUUGACAAAGAUCAGAUCACAUUUGAUGGUGAUUUUAUGCAGAAUUGUGAGAAAACGGUUCAGAUAAUUUUUCAUCCCACUGUAUCUCUCCACAAUAGCAGAAUUCAACGUAAAGAAGUUGUGAUGGCAUACAGAAAAAAUGCAAAUUUUGCUAUUUUUGAGUCAAAUUAAGAUUAUUCUGAAUAUUUUCCUCAAGUUUUAAGUUUCUGAUGUUAAAAUUGAGUGAUUUUAAUAGUUGGAAAAAAAAAAAGUUAUUUUGAGUGACAGUGAGAACCAGAUGUGAUAUUUGGCAUGUGGCAAAAUGGAAUUUGCCAUGUGGCAUUUUUUGUUUGCCAUGUGGCAAAAUGGAUUUUGACAUGUGGCUUUUUUUUUGGUAAGUGGCAAAAUGGAUUUUGAUUUGUGGCAUUUUUGGGGGGGUACGUGGCAUUUUUUUGGGGUACAUGGCAGUUUUGCAGGCCAUUCACGUCCAUGCCAUUGACAGUUAUGCACGUCCAAAUUUUCCAUUCAUUUAAAAUGGCAGAAAAACGUGUGUGGCUGUGAUUUUUGACCAUGCACUUUACAUUACAGGGCAUUGACAUUCAACUGGCACCCAACUCAGGCUUUGCCAUUAACGGCUAUGCACGUCCAAAUUUUCCAUUCAUUUUAAAUGGCAGAAAAACGUGUGGCUGUUAUUUUUGGCCAUCCACUUACCAUCAUAGCGCAUUGACAUUCAACUGGCACCCAAGUCAGGUUAUGCCAUUGAAGGCUAUGCACGCAUGCAAAAAAAAAAAGAAAAAUGCCACAUGGAAAAAUCAAUUUUGCCACAUGGCAAAAUCAAUUUUGCAAUAUAGCAAAAAAAAGCUUUUUAAGCAAAAAAAAAAAAUGCAACAUGGCAAAAUCAAUUUUGCCACAUGGCAAAAAAAAUGGCACAUAGCAACAAAAAAAAAAAAAAAAAACCAAUACCAAAAGUGAUAUUUGCUAUGUGGCAAAAUUUAUUUUGCCAUGUGACAUUGCCAUGUGGCAUUUUUUCUUUGCCAAAUUGCAAAACGGAUUUUGACAUGUGGCAUUUUUUUUGGUAUGUGGCAAAAUAGAUUUUGGUUUGUGGCAUUUUUGGGGGUGUAUGUGACAUUUUUUGGGGGUAUAUGGCAGUUUCACAGGCCAUGCACGUCCAUGCUGAUGACAGCUAUGGACAACUGACACCCAAGUCAGGUUAUGCCAUCAACAGCUAUGCACGCAUGCAAAAAAAAAAAAAAAAAAUACCAAUACCAAAAGUGGUAUUUGCCAUGUGGCAAAAUUGUUUUUGCCAUGUGGCAAAAUAGAUUUUGGUUUGUGGCAUGUUUUGGGGGGUAUGUGACAUUUUUGGGGGCUAUAUGGCAGUUUUACAGGCCAUGCACGUCCAUGCCAAUGACAGCUAUGGACAACUGACACCCAAGUCAGGUUAUGCCAUCGACAGCUAUGCAUGCAUGCAUGCAAAAAAAAAAAAAAAAUGCCACAUGGCAAAACCAAUUUUUCCACAUGACAAAAAAAAUG
This is a messenger RNA of Corythoichthys intestinalis (scribbled pipefish), 10093 nucleotides long. RefSeq names its product tumor necrosis factor ligand superfamily member 10-like. Bases 3766 to 4719 code for a protein of 317 amino acids. The transcript is spliced from 9 exons. Gene Ontology annotation, biological process: immune response. Gene Ontology annotation, cellular component: membrane. The record is from RefSeq and is a predicted model, not a curated record. Gene Ontology annotation, molecular function: tumor necrosis factor receptor binding. NCBI's taxonomy places the organism in Eukaryota, Metazoa, Chordata, Actinopteri, Syngnathiformes, Syngnathidae.